UUCCUGCGUCGUGUACGCGUGCACCCUUCACUUUCUUCUCCAACUCCAACAUUUGUUUCCAUAUGUUUUGUCACGGCGAAUGUCCCUCUGAACGACGCGGUCUGAUAACCAGCCCCGGCCCCUCGCAUCCUCCCCCCAGUAGCCGACGGGCUCCGGACUGACUGACAGCAGCUAGCAUGCGUGUGUUAGCAGCGCUGAGGUUCACUUCACCGGCUGCGUGCUGCGAACACCCGGUAACCCGCUGUGCGCGGAGCACACGGACGUGUUCGUGUCGCUGACGUACAGUAACCAUACUUCCCUCCCUGUGGUUCCCCCCCCGUACGUGCGGCUUGAAACGGCACCGUUAGACGUCCAGCGGCCACAUGUAACCUAGCUGCUAGCUAACGCUAAUAGCUAUUGUUGACUUGCAGGGAAUCUCCUCGACAGCUAUGUUUCCACGCGUUAAAAAUCACUUUUGUCCAAGUGGAAGGAUGAAAAGGGAGCAAACGCUUAUAACCGCUGUGGAGGAGUUCCUGGGUGAGGUGCGAAUCUUGGAGCAGCCUCACAACGCUGCGCUUGUGUCCCAACCCACAGCUGUAAAGUUUCUUAUGGCCCGCAAGUUUGACGUCUACAGAGCCAUUAACCUCUUCCAAGCAUACAAGAACACAAGAAUUAAAGAGGGCAUCAUCAAUAUCAACCCUGACGAGGAGCCCCUACGCUCCGAGCUGCUUUGUGGGAAAUUUACAGUCCUGCCUGGCCGCGAUGCGAAUGGUGCCGCUCUAGCGCUCUUCACAGCUCGUCUGCAUCGGUCAAACGUCACCACCCACAAAGCUGUGCUGCAGGCCAUUAUCUAUCAGCUGGACAAAGCCAUCGAGAGCGAACAAACUCAAAGAGAUGGACUCAUAUUCAUCUACGACAUGACCAACUCCAGCUAUGGCAACUUUGAUUACGAGCUCUGCGUCAAGAUCCUCAAUUUGCUAAAGGGGGCGUUCCCAGCUCGUCUUAAAUGUGUCUUCAUUGUGUCAUCACCUCUAUGGUUUCGAGCCCCUUUCACCAUCCUCCGCCUGUUUGUGCGCGAGAAGCUGAGAGAGAGGGUGUGCACGGUGAAAGCUCACGAGCUGGCCAGUCACAUUCCAGUCUCCUCCCUCCCCGAGCACUUGAACGGGACGUCCCAGUACAGCCACAUGGCUUGGAUUCAGUCCUGCGUCAACACGCACACGAACAGUGCUCCGGGCGACGCGCAAGAGCAUGAUGCGCACGACUGCGUCGGGAGGCUGCUGCGCUCCUACAACUUGGACUGCAGCAACGCAAGUACGAGCGCCAAGCCGCCGCACGGCCACAUCAGCUCGCAGUUCGCUUCCGAGUUAGCCGUGGCUAACUCGAAUCGCCACGACGACAGCAAUGCCAACACGCGCAACCACUGCACUGUGUCUGAGGCCAGGACUCGAGGCCUGUGUCAGCACCAGCAUGGGAACCACCAACACUGGAAUGGCUCAGCGGGGAGCGGGGCCGGCAUGGCCGGCGACGGCUCGAGCCCCUACGCCAACAUAAACGGCCGUGGCCGCCAAGCUCCUCCACAGUCGGACACGCCCCCCGACACGCCGCUCUCCCAGGUGGGCGAGGGAGACGCGGUGGACGGGAAGGUAACGGAUUCCGCCCGUGGGUCUCAGAAUGUUGACGUGAGGGAGGAGGACGACAGCAACGACGAGGAGGAGGAGGAGGGGGAGGAAGAAGAGGAAGAGGAGGAAGAAGAAGAAGAGGAAGAAGAGGAGGAGGGCGGCCAGGAAGAGGAAGGGGUGCCUCCUUUGCCCCAGAAGUCAUUGCCUCGACCGCCACACCAGCCGCCCUCCCAGUCCCUGUCUUCGUCGUGGGGCGCAGAUGACGAGGACGGCUGCGUAGAGGCGUCUCUUCACGUUCCUGAGCAGGGGGGCAUGACGGUGCACGAUCUAGUGGAGCACGUGAAGAGGAAGAAGAAGAAGGGAAUUUAUCAGGAGUACGAGGAGAUCCGGAAGGAGCCACCGUCCGGCACCUUUGACUACUCCAAAAAACUGUCCAAUCAGAUAAAGAACCGGUACAGCGAUGUGCUCUGCCUGGACCAGUCCCGGGUGCGACUCUGCCAGCUCUGCGAUGACGAGGAUGAGACAUCAGAUUACAUCAAUGCCAGUUUCAUGGACGGCUACAAGAGGAGCAACGACUACAUUGCAACUCAGGGUCCUUUGCCUAAAACGUUUGGAGACUUCUGGCGCAUGGUGUGGGAACAGAUGGUACUCAUCAUUGUCAUGACCACCAGGGUGGUGGAGCGCGGUCGGGUCAAGUGUGGCCAGUACUGGCCUCUGGAGGAGGGCCGGACCGAGCAGCAUGGGUACUUCCUGGUCAGGAACACGCACAUCCAGCUGUUUCAAGACUUCAAGCUCUCCCAACUCGAACUUUACAACACACAGUCUGGAGAGAGACGGGAGCUGUGCCACUACCUCUACGUCAGCUGGCCAGACUUCGGCGUCCCUAAAAGCGCCUCUGCCAUGUUGGACUUCCGCGAGCACGUACUUCAGAGGAGGGAAGCUGCAGUCCAGAACCUGGGCUCCAGUUGGACGGGGCCUCCAGGGGGCCCCCCUGUGGUUGUCCACUGCAGUGCCGGAAUCGGCCGUACAGGCACGUUCUGCACACUGGACAUCUGCCUGUCCCGGCUGGAGGACAUCGCCACGGUGGACAUCUGCCAGACGGUGCGGCGCAUGCGCACGCAGAGGGCCUUCAGCAUCCAGACUUGGGAUCAGUACUACUUCUGCUACACGGCGGUCAUCGAGUAUUCCCAACGCCACGGGAAGCUGAGCCCAGUGCAGUGGUCCGACUCUGACCUGGAGACUGACAGCGAGUGAGGGAGAGAGAUGGGGUGGGCCGACCUAAGCCGAAGUCACAGGGAGGAAAAGAGCGAGGAAGCACGUUCCCGAUGACUCUCCUGCCAUAAAAGAGUGUUUUGGCUCUUUGUUGUGACGAUACAGACUCCCACAGUUGCUCCUUCUUCACGUGAACAGACCGACGGAAGAGGUGAAGAGCCGGAGGGGGAAACAAAACAAUUCAAACAUACAGGGAGUAGAGACUGCGCAUUGCGUGGAUGUCCAGCAAGCUGUCCUACCAAUUUCUGAGCCCCAUUUUAUUUAGCAAACUACAGGGGGGCGGGGGGGAGGCGGGACUUGGCCCUGAACCGGUCUUGUUGACAAGUCAUACGAGUUGUAGCAUUUUUCUAUUGAUUUGCACAUGAGGAAUGACAAACUUGAACUUAACCCCUUGAAGCCCUCCAAGCCCUUUUUAUUUUGUCCUUCCUCGUUCCUUCGUGUGAUUUGAAGGUUUAAACUUGAAAAACUUUUUCUCUUCGUUUUUAAAAAGGAAAUGAUUGUUUGUGAGCAAAUGGUCAUAAGUGACCGUCGAUCAGCGUGAGCCAUUUAGUCCAUUUCUGUUCGUUUUCCUCCCCUUUUUCUUUUCACGUCUUUUUUUUCUUUUUUCUACGGUGCAUUUUCUACGUGUGUUUUAUAUCUGCAUAUGUAGACUAACUUUUCGAAGCCAAAGUCCUCACCCUGAAUGCUUGGAUGUACUCCUUACUGAGAUAUUAUAGACUGAAGCUAAUGUAUAUUCUUGAAACAUACAUUAUUGUGGGUGACUGUGGCUCAGCGGUGAGCAGGGUCGUCCCUCAAGCCGAUAAUCGGUGGUUCGAUCCCCGGCUCCCCGAGCCCAUGUCCAUGUGUCCUUGGGCAAGACACUUAACCCCAACAUUGCUCCCGUAGCUGUGCCUACGGUGUGUGAGUGUGUGUGACGGUUAGUUACUCCUGAUGGGCAGGCGGAACCUUGCAUGGUGGCUCCUCCCAUCUGUGUGUGAAUGGGUGAAUGAUGUCAUGUAGUGUUAAAGCGCUUUGAGUGGUCUGAAAACUAGAAAAGCGCUGUACAAGUACAGGUGCAUUUACCAUUAUUGUGCAUAAUAACAACCUCUGAGAGAAGAGCAAGAAAAAGAAGCCUUGUUUAAUAUAAUUUACUUAACCGUGAGAAUAAAUAUCUAUGUAGCGAGCCAGGCUGUGACACAAUACAGAUGGGAGUUCUGGUAUUAAAACUGAUAUUGUAUUGCAAUUCGGUGUGAUAUGUCAGGUUUAACAUCAUCUUUACUGUUGGAGCGUUCUGAUUGGACGAUCCCAAGUAAUUUGGCCUUAACUAGAUUCACUGCCUCGUCGUUCUCAGACCUAAACCAUACCUGAAACUGUAAACUUGUAUUCCCCGUUACCCUUUUUUCGAAUCAUACUCCCUAGAUACCGCAACCGUUUGAUUCCCGAGGCCUAGAUGCCUCCGAUACUUGUGCCUUCGAGUCCUCCUCAGCUUAACGUCUCGCCGGUAUAGUACUAACACCCAAACGAGUGCACUUGAGCAGCACACACGUUGACUGUGUGUCGCGCAGGACACCCACACUUUGCCUAAAGUCCUGCACGUAGCGCACUGCUUACAAAUACCAUGGAAGCAGGAAGUGGGUUGGAUCUGGUUCGAGACUCGGCUCGUGUUUUAUCAUUUGACCUCAGGGGGUAAUUCUAGUGUUGUUGUUUUUUGCCUCGUGUCCAAGGUCCGUUUCUGGGUUUGACUGGUGCAUUAUCAUUUAAGUAAAAAAGAAGAAAGAAGAAAAAAAACUAUUGACUUUAUUUUUUAUUUUUUACUGUGUUGUUUCCUACUAUAGUUAUGUCUUUGUAAAGCUUCUACAACAAUAUUGAAACCGGUGUAUAAUGGUACGACGCAAUGAAGAGAAACAGUCAUAGCAUUUGAUAAGCUGAAAAAAUCAGAUGGGAGAAGGAGUGAAAUAUAUAUAUAUUUUGUUUUUCACAAUGAGAUUUUUUGUGGAAAUGUCACUUGCCAUUGUAUUUUUAGAACUUACUUGUAUAAAUGGUGAUUGUUCAAUUCCAGGACAAUAAGGGGCGGGAAGGUUGGGGUGAGGGGAGGAAUGUUAACUCUGGGAAGUUGGCGUUUUUAAGACAGUGUAUUGUUAAAGAAAGUAAUAAUUACAUUAACUUUGUCUUCUUGUACUGUGGUACCCAAUGCCAAGGACAAAGCUAAAGAAAGCUAUCAAGAGUCAAAAAAGAAAGGAAAAAAAAGACAAGGUGACUGCCAUUUCUGUUCACAAAACCCCAGCUCUGUGUCUAUUAGUUAAAAAAAGAAUAUAUAUAUAUAUACAUGUGUAUGUGUAUAUAUAAAUAUAUAUAUAUAUGUGUGUGUAUAUAUGUAUAUAUACGUGGAUAUAUAUAUAUGUAUAUUAAUAUAUAUAUUAUAAAUAUAUAUUAAUAUAUACAGGACUGUCUCAGAAAAUUAGAAUAUUGUGAUGAAGUUCUUUAUUUUCUGUAAUGCAAUUAAAAAAACAAAAAUGUCAUGCAUUCUGGAUUCAUUACAAAUCAACUGAAAUAUUGCAAGCCUUUUAUUCUGAUUUAUUGCUGAUUAUGGCUUACAGCUUAAGAAAACUCAAAUAUCCUAUCUCUAAAUAUUAGAAUAUCAUGAAAAAGUAUACUAGUAGGGUAUUAAACAAAUCACUUGAAUUGUCUAAUUAACUCGAAACACCUGCAAGGGUUUCCUGAGC
Pseudoliparis swirei is the source of this 5572-nucleotide messenger RNA. RefSeq names its product protein tyrosine phosphatase non-receptor type 9b (gene ptpn9b). NCBI's taxonomy places the organism in Eukaryota, Metazoa, Chordata, Actinopteri, Perciformes, Liparidae. Gene Ontology annotation, molecular function: protein tyrosine phosphatase activity. Gene Ontology annotation, biological process: protein dephosphorylation. Bases 429 to 2852 code for a protein of 807 amino acids. The record is from RefSeq and is a predicted model, not a curated record. The transcript has 13 exons.